Molecule: messenger RNA, 2310 nt
Organism: Tricharina praecox
Lineage: Eukaryota; Fungi; Ascomycota; Pezizomycetes; Pezizales; Pyronemataceae
Exons: 4
Coding region: 1-2310 (769 amino acids)
Biological process (GO): regulation of fungal-type cell wall organization; signal transduction; activation of GTPase activity
Cellular component (GO): cell cortex
Molecular function (GO): GTPase activator activity
Source: RefSeq, a predicted model, not a curated record
AUGACUAUAGCGGACGUUCCUGGACCCUCUGCCGCCGCCGCUGCUAAUGCUGCCGCUGCCGCGAAUGCCGGUAUUCCGCCAAACUCGCCUCCUACAAAGGCGUCCCUGGCGAACUGGUGGGAACGCUUCAAGAAGAAGACGAGAGAUGAUGAAAAGGAGCCCCGGGGCAUCUUUGGCGUUCCAUUGAAUCAGAGCAUACACUACGCAAACGUCGCGAUCUCAUUGACCGCGCCCAACGGAAAGCAGUUCAUCUACGGUUAUGUGCCCAUCGUGGUGGCCAAGUGUGCCACCGAUGUCGAAGGCAUCUUCCGAUUGAGCGGAUCGGCAAAGCGGAUCAAGGAUCUCCAAACCACUUUUGAUUCUCCCGACAAGUACGGAAAGGGUCUGGAUUGGACUGGUUACACGGUGCACGAUGCGGCGAACGUUCUGCGGAGAUACCUCAACUGCUUACCGGAACCUAUCAUCCCGCUGGACUUCUACAACAGAUUCCGGGACCCUUUGACGGUGCCGCCGCAGAAGUUUGAUCACGAUGAGGCCAUCAGGGUCUAUCAGAGUCUCAUCUCCGAGCUGCCUCCUCUCAACCGGCAGCUUCUGCUGUAUAUCCUGGAUCUACUGGCCGUGUUUGCGUCAAAGGCCGAUCAGAACCGAAUGACGGCAGAGAAUCUUGCUGCCAUAUUUCAGCCUGGAUUGAUAUCUCAUCCCAGUCAUGAGAUGGCGCCUCAGGCAUAUAAGCUGUCGCAGGAUGUGCUGGUCUUUCUGAUUAACAAUCAGGACCAUUUCUUGCUUGGUAUGCGGGGCAGAGACGAAAUCGACCCGGCAGCCGAAAUGGCCAACCCCACAACGCCCGUAAUGCCCGUAACACCCGUAACGCCCACAUCCCUCCGACACUCCAAGACGGUAGUCGAUAGAACACCCUCAAACGCGAGCGCGGGUGCAGACGAUGUCCGAAAGUAUGGAGGUCUGAGAAGGAACGCGUCCGUCAGUUCCAGAAAAUCAGGUGGUGGCGGCGGUGGCGGCGGUAGCGGCGGCGGUGGUGGUGGUGGCCAGGUGGCAAAAUCCGGUGGUGUAAGUCGAAGCAACACCCUGCCAUCCAGAAGGUCCCCUCGCCCUCGCCCUACGGCGGGUUUCCGGCCUACGGAUGGUUCCGUUUCUCCAAAGCCAACUGAAUCAAUAGGAACCGCGAGUACGGCGACAGCAGCAGGCAGACAUGCGCGAUCGCCGUCUCCCGGACGCAUGAGGGAGGAAGUGAGCCCGGUGGAAGCACGAAGACCGGAGAGUCUUGGAUUGCUGUCGCCAAGGGAGCCCAGGUCCCGACAAGUUUCGGGGCAGUGGUCGCGUCACGGCUCGCCAGUAACGACACCCACCAAGGAUCGUGGUUUCUCCAACCUUUUUGCACUUUCACCGGAUAAUGAUAGACCUCGGGGGAAGCUGCGGAAAAAGCGGAACCCCACGGAAGAUAAGAACCCAUCGGCGGAAUCCUCAUCGACAUCACUGCCUCUUGCUGCGCCUGUUGCGCCCCUUGUCAGUCCAAGGGUAUUGGAACAGCCGGCAGAAAUAAUCUCCGCCGCGCCUCGAAAAUCAAUCUCGCGGUCCACGCAGCCGUCGUCAGCGCCGAUCCCAAACAAUGCUCAAGGUUUCUCGAGCGCAACGUCGACCUCCACGCUAAUGCCCACCAUGUCCCCUACGCCCUCGGCAACGUCCAGCGUGACUAGCCAGGAUAGCAAUCUCUCGUGUUCCGACGCGACUAACGCGUCGUCUCCCGACAAGAAGAAAAGAUCAAGAUGGCGGUGGUCAGCGUCAAAGGUUGAAAUGUGGAACCCGGGAAGUCCUACAUUCGGAGGUUCGAACGCUAGCAUAGCCGAACGGAUGAGACGUACUUCACGAAGUCCCGAUCGCACCGACCGCAUGGAUCGUACAGAUCGUACAGAUCGCAAGGUUAGUAGCGAAGGCAGUGGCGAUGACGGGUCCAACAAAGGGGGUCGGCUUGGGUGGUUGAAGAAGCGGACCGGGAAACGCUCGGAUCAGGAUGAUAGGGACAUCCCGAUUCAUGUCCAGGUCCAAACGCUCCCACCACCACAAUACCCACACCCUGCGUCACCUCAGGUGCAACCGCCGACGCCAUCUUCACUGGGAAAACCGACGUCUCCCAUCGUAGAGGCCGAGAAUGAAUUCGAAGAGGCUCGCCCAACAGGACCAAUUCAGUCACCUGAUGCCGAGCAUCGGACACCUACGCAGCCGACAGGAGAUGGGGAGAUCCAUAGAGCCAUGCUUCCCCUUAAGUCGUUGGACAGCAGCGUGGAUACGGAGUGA